UUCUUCGGUUGUUUUCGUUGUUGUGCGUCACUAUCCGGCUUCCUCUCUCGGGCAAGAUGGAGGCGAUCUUGACAAGGGCAACCCCUCUGCUGGUGCCGCAAUGUGGCCAAAUACAGGUUCGUGGCAUGGCCACGUUGAAAGAAAUUCGUAUUCGGUUGAAGUCGGUGACCAACAUUCAGAAAAUCACAAAAUCCAUGAAGAUGGUGUCAGCUGCCAAGUAUGCCAGGGCUGAGAGAGAGCUGAAGCCAGCGCGCUCCUAUGGAGUCGGAGCAAAGGCUUUCUACGAGAAAGCAGAAAUAGCACAGGACAAGGCCAAGCCGAACCACCUAGUGGUGGCCAUGUCAUCUGACCGCGGUCUGUGCGGCGGCAUCCACUCGUCGGUGGUCAAGUACAUCAAGGCCAUGGUGGAGGAGGAGGGUUCCGGCGGAGAGACCAAGGUCAUCGUGGUGGGAGACAAGGCCAAGGCCAUCCUACAGAGAACCAUGUCGGAGAACAUUCUGUUCAGCUUCAGCGACUACGGCAAGAGGCCGCCCAUCUUCAGCGACGCCGCCCUGGUGGCCAACACAAUCCUGAACACUGACUACAAGUACGACCGAUCCACGCUCAUCUUCAACACCUUCAAGAGUGUGAUCUCGUACAACACCACAGAGCUGCCCCUGUUCUCGUCGGAGGCCAUCGAGGCAGCGGAGAAGUUCAACUUGUACGACAGCCUGGACGAGGACGUGCUGCGCUGCUACAACGAGUUCUCCCUGGCCAGCCUCGUGCUCUUCGCCAUGAAGGAGGGCGCCUGCAGCGAGCAGAGCUCACGGAUGACGGCCAUGGAUGCCGCCAGCAAGAACGCCGGUGAGAUGAUCGACAAGCUGACCUUGACCUUCAACAGGACCCGUCAAGCCGUCAUCACCAGGGAGCUGAUUGAGAUCAUUUCUGGAGCGGCCGCUCUUUAACUUUUCGCUCACUGUCUUAGUAAUCUUGUGUCAAUGAAGGAGGAUUUAUUCAUGAGGUCGUCGUCAUGUCACGCACUUCUCAUCUGAUUCAGGUGUUUUGUUUGGAUACAAUAGUGAUAAUCCUUCCGCCACAGCCACCCAUUUUGUACGGGCAGGGUGCGAUAGUGAUAGAUUCUAAUUAUACAUGUGAGUGGAUUGCUUCGAGAUGUUUUCCUGCCGGUUGUAAGUUUGUGGAAUUUUGUUUGGUUCUGUUGUGUGUUACAGGCUCAGAACUGUACACACGCGUGGUCUAUUGUGUGUUACACGCUCAGAACUGUACACACACGUGGUCUAUUGUGUGUUACACGCUCAGAACUGUACACACACGUGGUCUAUUGUGUGUGACACGCUCAGAACUGUACACACACCUGGUCUACUGUGUGUUGUGACACGCUCUGAAGUGGAUCGACACACGUAAUGUUUGUGGAUAUUUGAUCCAAGAAAAUGUAAACAUGGUGAGUCUGACGGAAAUAAAUAAAGUGAUCUUCUCUGGAUUA
Molecule: messenger RNA, 1480 nt
Organism: Aplysia californica (California sea hare)
Lineage: Eukaryota; Metazoa; Mollusca; Gastropoda; Aplysiida; Aplysiidae
Product: ATP synthase subunit gamma, mitochondrial
Exons: 7
Coding region: 57-944 (295 amino acids)
Biological process (GO): proton motive force-driven ATP synthesis
Molecular function (GO): proton-transporting ATP synthase activity, rotational mechanism
Source: RefSeq, a predicted model, not a curated record